UGGAGCCCGGCGGCGGCGGGGGAAGGGGAGGGAAGGAACCCCCAGCGCGAGGGGGCGGAGCCAGGUAGUAAAGUGGCUCCUCCUCCUCCCGAGUUCGGCCGCCUGCUCAUUCAUGAGUGUGGCGAAGCAGCCGGCGUCUGUGCGGAGCCCCCGCCGUGCCAAGCGCUGAGCCCCGCGGCGCUGGCGGCCAUGGUGGAGCUGCGGGAGAUGGACUGCGGCGUGCUCCGGCGCCUGCUGCCUCCGCGGGACGAGCGCGGCGGGAAGUGCCUCCUCUUGGACUGCAGGCCUUUCCUGGCGCACAGCGCCGGCUACAUCCGCGGGGCGCUCAACGUGCGCUGCAACACCAUCGUGCGGCGGCGGGCCAAGGGCUCGGUCAGCCUGGAGCAGAUCCUGCCGGCCGAGGACGACGUGCGCGCCCGACUCCGCUCCGGCCUCUACGCCGCCGUGGUGGUCUACGACGAGCGCAGCGUCCGGGCCGAGGGCCUGCGGGACGACAGCACCGUGGCGCUGGUGGUGCGCGCCCUGCGCAGGGAUGCCGCUCACGCCGACAUCUGCCUGCUGAAAGGUGGCUACGAGAGGUUUUAUUCAGAGUAUCCAGAAUUCUGUGCAAAGACCAAAUCUCCCACGACACCAUCUCCGUUGGCCUCUGUGGACAUUCUUGAGCAUGGCUGGAGCUCCUGUGGGACCCCGCAGCACGAUCAGGGUGGCCCAGUAGAAAUCCUUCCUUUCCUGUACCUCGGCAGUGCGCAUCAUGCUGCAAGGAGAGACAUGCUGGAUGCUUUGGGGAUCACAGCUUUAUUAAACGUUUCAUCAGACUGCCCGAACCACUUUGAAGGACACUUUCAGUAUAAAUGCAUUCCAGUGGAAGACAACCACAAAACGGACAUCAGCUCCUGGUUCAUGGAAGCCAUUGAAUACAUAGAUUCUGUGAAGGCGUGUCACGGGCGGGUCCUUGUGCAUUGCCAUGCUGGCAUCUCCCGCUCGGCUACCAUCUGUUUGGCCUACUUGAUCAUGAAGAAACGAGUGAAGCUGGAGGAAGCCUUUGAGUUCGUCAAGCAGCGCCGGAGCAUCAUCUCGCCCAACUUCAGUUUCAUGGGACAACUGCUCCAGUUCGAGUCCCAGGUGCUGACAACAUCAUGUGCUGCUGAAGUUACGAGCCCCUCGGGGACACUAAGGGACCGGGGGAAAACCACUUCAACACCCACAUCCCAGUUCGUCUUCAGUUUCCCUGUUUCGGUGGCAGUUCAUGCCACCCCCAGCAACCUCCCUUUCCUGCAUAGCCCCAUCACCACCUCCCCCACUUGCUAGAGGGGGCCGCCACAGGUUGCGCCCUGACAUAGAACAAUUUCUUAUGGCCCCCUGGGGGUCACAGAUUGAACUGCAAUAAAGUACUCUGUUCACCUAAGAGCCAGUUGGAAUCCAUCCAAAGAGGGCGCAAUACGGGCGGAUGUUACUGCUUGAACAGGGCCUAAGGGGAGGUGGGGUGGGGAGGAGGAAGUUCUAGUGUGUCCUUGGCUGGCUUGUCUUACCUCAUUGGUUUUUUUUAAAAGCUUGAAGUUAUGAAAUCCUUAAAAAAUGGGCAUUUUGGUGUGGGGGGAGAGAUACAAUUCAGUUUGGCCUGUCAUGGCUGAAGAUGUGCAUCCGUAUCUGUAGCACCGUGCUUGUUUGAGGUCUUAACUGGAUGGAUAUGGGUUUCGACGUUUUGUGUGCCUCAGGACACCUUUACUUACCUACAGCUGAAGUGGGGACCACAGUGUCCCAAAGUGCCUGGUUUUUGAUUUGGCAAUGAGUUGACAAAUUCCAAAUUGUUGCUUUUUUUAAAAGAAGCUCAGCUUUGUUGAAAGGAAGACCCUGAGAUGGCUGCCCUACUGCCAAGGGAGUCUCUAAAAUGCCACUGUUGACAAAUAUCUGGUGUAGUUUUGAUCCAGUCAAGGAUGAGUUCCAAUUUCUGGUUGUAGACUUCACACUCUUCAUUGGAGAAGAUGUUUUCUCAUACUUCGAAGUCAGGAUAAGACUGGGCAAAAGUUGGGCUAUUUCUGUAGGCCCUUGGGGAGGGAGGAGUAUCCCAAAGUUUGAUCUUGUCUGUUUAGACCUGUCCCUACUCAUAAGGAGUAAACUGAGAUGUUCAGCCUUCCUUCCUUGUGUCUGAAUCAGUUAGCAGGCCGGCCAGCUAUAGAUUAACCUGUUGUCUUCUCAGUCAAGAGGAAGACAAGUAAUUCGGCAGAUUGGAAGAGCAACCCUCAAAGAAUACUUCCAACACCUGAAUUACAAGCUCUGCUGCCUUGUGUUCUGGGAAGGAAGGAAAGAUGGGCAAUGAAAUAUAAAGAGCUCUCUCCAAAACUGAAGGGGCAGACCGCUUUCUCUUGUUGUGCCUAGGGGGAGAGGUGGCUGUGAACAAGAUCUUUCCACGGCGAAGCACUGAUAAGUAGAGAUUUUUCAGCUAGUUGCCUCUACUUUCUUUAAGAACCAGGAAGGCUCUGUUUUUAAAAAGUCUCCAGUUUGGCCAAUGGUAACUGUGCCUUUUUUGCUCUUUGUAAGCGCACAAUAUGAAGUUCGCUGUGGCUGCCAAGAUUGGGGGGGGGGGGCGGCGGGAUGUGAUAUUGUUGUGGGAGGUAGAAAGACUGCCCUAUUUCGCUUCAGUUGAUUUAAGUGCCAUAGAAUAAAAGCUAUUUUAAUGCACCUGCAUUGUGGGAGGAAAUAAUAGCUAUUCCGCUUUGGAAAUGAGACUGCAAGGUCUUCCAAACCAGAACUCCACUAGCAACUCCCAGGUAACAGGAAGGGCUCUCUGCCUAUUAGUUGACACAGCGAAAUGAUAUGUACAAGCUGGGCUGGGAUAUUUAUGGAAGAGAGCCAUGAACUCAAGGGUGAGCCAAAGAAUUACCUUCUUAUAUUGAUCACUUGUAGUACAGGGUAAAAAAAAUGGCUUGACAGGUAUACAUGUACUUUGCUGAACAAUUUGAGAAUGUUAAGUAUGGAUGUUAAAAAAAAAUUUGGUGGCUUAGUAAACAAGGUCUAUUGAGUGCAUUUUGGUUAGAACAGUGUCCUCUUGGACACCUCUGGAAAUUUCCAGGUAGCUUUUCCAUACUCCCUUAUCCUGGAUAAUAGAUACUUCUCUUGAAAAUGGAGGUUCCAUUUGGCUAUGGUGAUUUCUAUCACUCAUGACCUUAUCUAAGCCUUUUAUACUGGCAUCAUACUUUGUGCUAGUGGAGUGGAUACUCCGUGCUUUCUGUUUGACCUUGCUCAGUUCCCUCUUUAUUUAAUGCCCAUUCUGCACAAGUUAGUUCUCCAUGUCAACAUGGACCUUUUAGAGGUCCAAAGCAGGCACCUUCCC
Molecule: messenger RNA, 3331 nt
Organism: Sphaerodactylus townsendi
Lineage: Eukaryota; Metazoa; Chordata; Lepidosauria; Squamata; Sphaerodactylidae
Gene: DUSP4
Product: dual specificity phosphatase 4
Exons: 4
Coding region: 190-1308 (372 amino acids)
Biological process (GO): endoderm formation; negative regulation of MAPK cascade; protein dephosphorylation
Cellular component (GO): cytoplasm; nucleus
Molecular function (GO): MAP kinase tyrosine/serine/threonine phosphatase activity; protein tyrosine/threonine phosphatase activity
Source: RefSeq, a predicted model, not a curated record